Molecule: messenger RNA, 351 nt
Organism: Zootermopsis nevadensis
Lineage: Eukaryota; Metazoa; Arthropoda; Insecta; Blattodea; Termopsidae
Source: RefSeq, a predicted model, not a curated record
AUGUCGGCGGACAGUGACCAGCGUUCCGGGAGACCGUCAACGAGCCGAAAUGCUGAUGUCAUUGACAAAGUGCGGACAUUGAUCAUGGAGGACCGUCGUUUGACCGUCCUUGAAAUUGUUGAUGAAGUUGGGAUUAGCAGAGGUUCCGCAAACACGAUGUUAACUGAGGAUUUAGGCAUUCGAAGAGUGGCGGCAAAGUUUGUGCCCAAGCUGCUUUCGCUGGAGAGCGCCAACAGGGAUCCUGAGUUCCUGAAGACUGUGAUCACUGGUUAUUCAUUCAUCACACCUGAUCCAGGGUUUCCUGGCCAAGCACGGCAUUCCGCAGGUUUACCAGGCUCCCUACUCUCCUAA